Messenger RNA from Medioppia subpectinata, 738 nucleotides. The record is from the annotation of a GenBank genome assembly. NCBI's taxonomy places the organism in Eukaryota, Metazoa, Arthropoda, Arachnida, Sarcoptiformes, Oppiidae.
AUGCCGCACACUAUAGCCAUAGCUAUAGCCCUAUACGAUAUGCCCCUUCGCUAUAACCCCCCAAAGCGUGGGAAUAUUUUCACUCUCUCAUCGCUCUCUCAUGGCUCUCAUGGCUCUCAUCCGCGCAUUCCUGAACCCAAUCCUGUGUUGGCAUUGAAGCCGAGUCUCAUUGCCUAUCACUGUCUCCUCACUGCCCGACACUGGCAUCAGAUGUCGCCUCCAAUCGCUCUCUCCGGUUCACAAUACGGCUACUCUGGUGUAUACGAGGACUCCGGCCAUCACGUGCUGCACCCGUCGCACGCCUACCACUGCGUGAGUCCCAUCACUGGUCACCACAAUAACCAUCACUACAACCAGACCCCCAGCCCUACCAUCGCUCCCGAGCCCUACACUAUGAGAUCAAUGGAAAGUAGUCUACAGUCGUCUCCAAUGCAAAUACAACAUCAGCACCAUAUGAAUGGCGAUCACAUGAAUCACUUGAUGUCCAAUUCGGCCAACUCUCCGAUGCCGAUCAGUGCUCGCGGCCACCGGUCCUUCGCCGACGGUCACCACCCCAUGGAUUUGUCUUCACCGCAACCCCAACCACAUUACGAUCACAUGAAUCACAGACAUUAUCGCAAUCAUAGCCACGAAGGAGCAGUGUAUUCCAAACUUAAGCCAACUAUCGACGGCUGCACCACUCUAUACAGACCCGUCUGUAUAUCAUUUGCCAUCAUAUGGUGUUUCGCCAAACUUUAA